Messenger RNA from Anolis carolinensis (green anole), 2637 nucleotides. RefSeq names its product olfactory receptor 9S13-like. Gene Ontology annotation, molecular function: olfactory receptor activity; G protein-coupled receptor activity; odorant binding. Gene Ontology annotation, biological process: G protein-coupled receptor signaling pathway. Gene Ontology annotation, cellular component: membrane. The transcript is spliced from 2 exons. Bases 682 to 1644 code for a protein of 320 amino acids. The record is from RefSeq and is a predicted model, not a curated record. NCBI's taxonomy places the organism in Eukaryota, Metazoa, Chordata, Lepidosauria, Squamata, Anolidae.
GUUGUGGCAAAUUGAUAUUUGAGGAAAAAUUGAAAAAUGCUUUUGAGCUGCUUCUGAUAAAUAUUCAUUUUUUAAACAAGUUGAACUGAGUUAUACUCACAAAUUCCAAUCUCUUAGCAGUGAUAUGCAUAAAGAUGAACCCUAAAGAAUCUGACAUUUGAUAGGCAGAUUUAUUGCUUUCAAAUGCUGAUAACUACAAAGUUCUGAAAGGCUUGCAUCAUCUCAUGCAGACCUUUGAAAUAUUUGGGUAGCAGUCAGGAUUUGCAUGUUUCUGCAUCCUAUUACAGUCUAUUUGACUCUCACAACUAUAUGCUUGUAUAAACUUGAGGUUUUACUAUAAAAUUGUAUUGCAUAUGAAGACUUGAACUGAUAUCCACAAAAGUGUUAAAAUAUUAGUCAGUUAAUCUUAAGGGUGCUUUGCUUAUAAUAAUUAUCCUCUCUAUUACUAUCCUUUAGGACUGGAAUCAUUCACAUUGGAUAGCCAACACAAAGACUUUGUAGGUUUUCAAAGAAAAAAAACCCAAGUGAGAUAUUCAAGAAGGGAUGCUGUCGUCCUCAAACCCAAGGAUAUAGGUUUAUAGGUUUAUUGCACACACAUCAUAAUUGUAAUAAAGUAUGUGUUCUUAUUUUAAAAUGUCCAUCAUAUGUUUACCAUCACAUUCUUUUUAGACUAAAAGCAAUAUGAAAAACCACACCAUGGUUUCACAAUUCAUCUUGGAGGGAUUUGAAGGAGACCUGGAGCUACAGCUAGGAUUGUCUCUUCUUUUUAUGCUGUUUUAUGCAUUGACCUUAAUGGGCAAUAUUGGAAUGAUUGUUAUAAUCACUGUUGAUGUUCAACUUCACAAUCCUAUGUACUUCUUCCUGAAAAACCUAUCCCUUUUAGAUAUUUGCUAUUCCACUGUCAUCACACCCAAAGCUAUGCUAACCUUUGCAACUGGGGAUAAGACCAUUUCUUACAAUAAGUGUGCCACACAGAUGUUCUUCUUCUCUCUCUUUGGAACCACUGAAUGUUUCUUCCUAGCUGCGAUGGCAUAUGACCGAUUUGUUGCCAUCUGCAACCCGUUGCUUUACAAUAGGACCAUGUCCAAAAAGACAUGUCUACACUUAGUAGCAGUUUCAUACUUCUUUGGCUUACUUAACUGUUGCACACAAACAGGUUUCACAUUCAGCUUGUCCUAUUGUGAACCAGGGAAAAUCAACCAGUUCUUUUGUGAUGUCCCAGCUGUCAUGAAGGCCUCAUGCUCAGACACUUUUAUAAAUGAAAUUGUACUACUAGGAAUGUGUGGGUUGAUCAUAGUUAUAACAUUCACAAUUGUCCUGAUCUCCUAUGGCUAUAUUGUGGCAACUAUCUUGAGCAUACCAUCUGUUGAGGGCAGACAUAAAGCCUUUUCCACUUGUACAUCCCAUAUCAUGGCUGUAAGUUUGUUUUUUGGUACAGCUUUCUUUAUGUAUGGACAACCUGGGGCCAUCUCUUCUCCCAAUCAAGGCAAAGUAGUCUCUGUAUUCUACACCAUUGUAAUCCCAAUGGUGAACCCAUUCAUUUACAGUCUGCGAAACAAGGAGGUCAAAGCUGCAUUGGGGAGGAUUUUGAACAUCAACAAAGUCCAGGUGGCUCUGGUAGUGAGCCAGAAGAGUCUUCCUUAGAUCGAGAUACAAGGUUAAGGUUAAGGGUUCAUCAUCCCAGGCAUUCUGUGAGAAUAGCUGGGAAAUGUGUGCGAACUCAAGGACAGAGAAAUGCUUUCUUAGCCUGUAAGCAUGGUUAAAUAGAGAGAAACAGAGAAAGAUUUCAGACAAAGCAACGUUGAUUUCGGAAGCUUAACUCCUGCCUUGUCUCUGCUCAUGGAAAAGGUUUCUUGUUUUGGUUCAUGCUUAGUUCCUGAGUUUUGGAUUGUAUUUUGGCGUUCACACUGCCUUGUUUUUCAGGACUGCGUUGCUAUAUUCUACAGAGACUUUGAACUAUAUUCUGCAGAUUGCCUUUACAAUUGGAUUACUAUUUUCUUUACUGCUUUUUAUUAAGGCUUUGCUAUCUUUUAUCAAUAAAUUGUAAAAACCAAGUCUGCUAUGGUGGAAUGUGUGUUAAGAGCAGGGUGAACCAGCGCUGAGGUGCAACAUUUACUCUGACUUAUAUAUAUUAAAAAGCAGCCGAUGAAAAGUAUGCAGGUUGGGGAAGAAAGACAUAGGGUGCAGUCAUACUGCAGAAUUAUAGCAGUUAAGUUAACAUCACUUUAACUGCCAUGGCUCAAUGCUAUAGAAUUGGAGUUUGUAGUUUGUUGUGGCAGCAGACGUCUCUGAUAGAGAAGGUUACAUAUCUCACAAAACUACAAAUUCCAGAAUUCUAUAGCAGUUUUACAUGCCAGUUUAACUGGCCUAUGCUGUUGUUCAUCACUACAAUCAAAGCCCAAAGAAGCACCCCAAUGAGAUGCAUAUUUUUUCUUUCUCUGCAGUCAUGCCGGCCACAUGACCUUGGAGGUGUCUACGGACAAUGCCGGCUCUUCGACUUAGAAAUGGAGAUGAGCACCAACCCCCAGAGUCAGACAUGACUGGACUUAACGUCAGGGGAAACCUUUACCUUACCUGUCUCCUCUUUUCCCUACUCCUCCCAUCUAUUCCAACAGCAGAGGAGUUAUUUGUGGUCCU